AUGGCCGUGGACAACCUGACUGGCCCCAACACGGCCUCCUUCACUCUCUUGGGCAUCCCUGGACUUGAGCCGUACCACGUCUGGAUCAGCAUCCCGUUCUGCCUCAUCUAUCUCGUGGCCAUCGUGGGUAACAGCAUCCUUCUCUACCUCAUUGCAGUGGAGCACAGUCUUCAUGCACCCAUGUUCUUUUUCCUUGCUAUGCUGGCUGUUACUGAUCUUGUAUUGUCUACCACCUGCGUCCCCAAAACUCUUAGCAUCUUCUGGUUGGGUCCCCAGAAAAUCAGUUUUCCUGGCUGUCUCACACAAUUAUUCUUUCUGCACUACAGCUUUGUUCUGGACUCGGCCAUCCUGAUGGCCAUGGCAUUUGACCGCUACGUGGCCAUCUGCUCGCCCUUGAGAUACACCACUAUUCUAACCCCCAAGACCACUGUCAAAAUGGCUGUGGGAAUCUUCUUGAGAAGCUUCUGUGUUAUUGUCCCAUGUGUUUUCCUUGCACAUCGUCUCCCCUUCUGCGGGACACGUGCCAUCCCUCACACGUACUGUGAGCACAUCGGUGUCGCCCGGCUGGCCUGUGCCGACAUCGCCGUCAAUAUCUGGUAUGGCUUUUGUGUCCCCAUCAUGACGGUCGUCUCAGAUGUGGUCCUCAUUGCUGUCUCCUACGUCCUCAUCCUCUGUGCUGUCUUCCGCCUCCCCUCCCAAGAAGCUCGCCAGAAGGCCCUGGGCACCUGCGGGUCCCACGUCUGUGUCAUCCUCAUGUUCUACAUCCCAGCGUUCUUCUCCAUCCUUGCUCAUCGCUUUGGACAGAAUGUCCCUCGUGGCUUUCACAUCGUGUUUGCCAACCUCUAUGUCAUCAUCCCACCUGCCCUCAACCCUGCCGUCUACGGAGUGAAGACCAAGCAGAUCCGAGACAAAGUCAUUCUUCUGCUCUUUCCUAAGAAGUCCUAUUGA
Molecule: messenger RNA, 948 nt
Organism: Sus scrofa (pig)
Lineage: Eukaryota; Metazoa; Chordata; Mammalia; Artiodactyla; Suidae
Product: olfactory receptor 52H1-like
Biological process (GO): G protein-coupled receptor signaling pathway
Cellular component (GO): plasma membrane
Molecular function (GO): olfactory receptor activity; G protein-coupled receptor activity
Source: RefSeq, a predicted model, not a curated record